Molecule: messenger RNA, 2470 nt
Organism: Silurus meridionalis
Lineage: Eukaryota; Metazoa; Chordata; Actinopteri; Siluriformes; Siluridae
Gene: c1qtnf12
Product: C1q and TNF related 12
Exons: 8
Coding region: 950-1903 (317 amino acids)
Molecular function (GO): hormone activity
Source: RefSeq, a predicted model, not a curated record
AACUCUGCUGUAAGCCCUCCUGUAUGCUUCGGUCAGGAAAUUUGGGGAGUGUAGGAGUGCAUGAGAUUGGAAAAAGCAAGUGUGUUGAAACAAGCAGGCACAGAGCAGGCAGGACCCACCACGCAGCCCAGACACGGAGGUGUGUGUGCUUGUGGUUUCAGACUUGGCUGUUGACUUAGGGGCUUCUGAGUUGAGUGUGCAAGUGGCUACAUCGACAAAAAAACAUAGCAAAUGCUGUCUCCACCAAGUCCUUCUUCUGCUUUGUAGCUUGCUCGGUGUCUGCGGAAAAAAGGUUUUAUUUUAUUUUUUUUAUUCCCCUGAGAGAAAACACACCUGAAAGAAGGGGCAAAGGCCAAGACAACUGGAGUGACUCUAACUUCUAACUUCCCAAGGACUUUUUUUCCCAUCCACCAUCAGGAGCAGACGACUGCACUCACUAAAGAAACUGCAGCUCAUCACAACUGUCUCACCACAGCCUCCGAGCCAGAGAAAGAACAAGAGAAUCUGGGGAACCCACCAUUCCAGCCCCCUCCUUCCCCUGCCUUGGGUCCUGGCCCCUCCUCUGCAGGCGCCCCAUGGUACCCUCCACCCCCAGUGGGGCAGGAAGCGUGAAAAAUCUCACUAAUGGGUUUAUUUGCUGUCAGACCAGCAGCGAUCUGUCACUCUCUAGGACUGCUGUACUUGACACUCCUCAUAGUCGAGUGAGCUGCUCAGCUUAGUCUGAACUUUAAUUUUACUACCUACUGAGACCAUCAUCACCUCUAGCCUUUCUCCCUAAGAAGAGAGUCGUUGAGUUGAAGUGCCUGUCCCUCAAACAAUUUUGCUCCAUUCAAUCCAAGCAUAGUUAGGGAAAGUCUAGUUGUCCCCAACAGAGGGGUGUGAUCUCCAAAGUGAGGCUUUGCUGAAGGAUCUGAAGACUGCUCUGGGAGAUUGAUUAGAGAACAAAAAGAUGCGCCUCUGGCUUCUAGUUGCCUUGGCAGCUCUGCUUUUUAGUCAUGGCACACUCCUGGAAGGGGCUGAGGCCAAAAAAGCACGCAAGAGGCCGAAGGAGACGACCCCGCAGCACACUGAGGUGUUCAACACCACACUCUCCAACAGUGAGGAGGAGGAUGAGACCACAAAGGUCACAGAAAGCCAAAAAGUAGACCCACAUGGAUCAUGGAUGGAUUUUGUGAAGAGGCCGGUUGGCAACUUUCCAGCCAAGUGCCGUAAAAGAAAGCGACCCCUGCCGGGACCUCAAGGACCUCCCGGCCCUCCAGGACCCCAGGGCCCACCAGGGGCCCCUGGUGCAGAGGUCACUCAAGAGGUUUUGCUGAAGGAGUUUAAAGAAAUGAUCAAAGAAGCUACGGAGAGAAGAGCUUUGGGGGACAAAGCAAGUGGGCACAGCCAGCUGCCCACAACUCUACUAGCCCUGGAAGGUAUGGCAUCGUACCGCAGGAUUGAAGAGGCCUUCCACUGUAAGCUCAAAGGGCCUGUCGUGGUCGACAAGAAGACUCUGGCUGAGCUGCAGAACUUCCAGACACCCCCUGCCAAAGGUGCCUUUCUCAGAGGGACGGGGAUGGAUCAGUCCACUGGACGAUUUACAGCACCCAUCACAGGAAUUUAUCAGUUCUCUGCCAACGUCCAUAUUGACCACAGUGAGGUGAAAAAGAUUAAAAACCAACUCAGAGCCAGAGACAAUGUGAGAGUCCUGAUCUGCAUCGAGUCGCUGUGCCAUCGAUACACGUCUUUGGAGAUGAUCGUCGGCUUGGAAAGCAACAGCAAGAUCUUUACAGUGUAUGUUCACGGAUUACUGGAGCUCCAGGCCGGACAGUACACCUCGAUAUUCGUGGACAACGCAGCAGGAGCUUCCAUCACGAUACAGAACGGUUCUGAUUUCAUGGGCAUGCUGUUGGGGGUAUAGCCUCCUUUUUGCGUUUUCAAUCCCUUCUACCUAAGACUGCUUUCUUUUGGACUGCCAUCAAACACUGAAUCCAAUAGUGGACAGCCAGAGGCAGCUAACUGCUCUGCAAAUGCUUCAGUAUGAGACGACUGAACCACUGCGCUGACUGUGGCACAUCUGUUUUUUUUUUUACGCCGCCGUGAAAAAAAAAAAACAGUCGGAUGCGAUUCUUAUCACGGCCCGGAAUGAAAAGAAAACACGGACUUCUUAUUCAGCUGUAAGCAUGCUCAAAUAAAUCAGGAGUAUUUUCACAUGCAAGGAAAUAUUUUUUUUUUGGUCCCUUAUUGAGUGUUUAUGUGAUAUAAUAUGUGAUAUUGAACAGAAUUUAUUUUGUGAUACAUAUAUAAUCUUCAGUAGAUGUAUACAAUACUAUAUAUAAAAAAUGGACAAUGAUACGGAUUCAUUGUGUGAAAAAAGUUGACUGUUAUGCGAAUUUGCAUGAAAGCAAAGAUGCUGGCUAUGGACUAUGGACUCACUGAACCUGGGAUUGUGUUUUCAUUAUAACGUGGAAAUGUACACACCUCUGCU